This is a messenger RNA of Colletotrichum godetiae, 1088 nucleotides long. RefSeq lists its product as uncharacterized. NCBI's taxonomy places the organism in Eukaryota, Fungi, Ascomycota, Sordariomycetes, Glomerellales, Glomerellaceae. The transcript is spliced from 3 exons. The record is from RefSeq and is a predicted model, not a curated record. Bases 302 to 931 code for a protein of 209 amino acids.
CACAUGGCGACUCAUUGAACGACCCGAACAGCCGUAGUUGAUCAGUCAACUGGCCCUUCUUUCAAGCUAUGGAGGAGAUUCUAUCCCAUUACAUAUCUGACGAAGACUUUGUCAAAAGCUUCGAGAAGGCGACGUAAGCUCAUCGCUAGCUCAGCUAGACUGUUAUGACUAAUACUUGCCCAGGACCUCCAGAAACCAUGACCGAGCUGUCCGAGACCUGGUUUCCCAAGCACUAUCUGCAUUCUCUAACCAGAACUGGGACGAGUUGCACGAGACUGCACGGAGACUUCGUUGGGUGCAGAUGUGGAACUUUGCUCUCGAGGCGUUUACCGUUGUCACUCGAGGCAAGUUGAAGAUUACCGUUAGCUUGGCGGACGCUCUCCGAGUCACCGCAUGCAACUUGGAUCAAGACAACUGCCAAAGACGUCGGAACGAUGUCCUCUCGCUAUUCCGAGAAGUCCUAGAUGGAACCCAGGAUGAAUCGCUGCUCCAAGAAGCUCAUAUGAGACUUGGCAGUUUCUACACGGAUAAGGGAGAGUAUGAUGCGGCACGAAGUGAACUUGACGCGCAGAAGAGUGCAAGAACACCAGCAUUUCAACUUUCUGAACUCCGAAUUAGUUGGAUAGACAUCCAGAUCAAUGAGAAGCAGCUCAUUCGAAACACUGCCUUAGAUAGGUACGCCAACUUACUUGUGAAUAUCAAAUGGAAGGCGACUGGGAAGGCAGAGGAUUCCACUUUGGAGAGACAGGACUUGCGCAAGGCACAUGGCAUGUACCACGAGUUAUUUGAUGUCUACAGUAGCAUGAGCAGCAUCGCCGGCGUGAGCGACAAAGCCAAGCCGCCGCUUCCCUAUCUUUCUAUCCGCGUCGCUCACUACGGCAAUCAAAUGCGGUUUGUGGAAACGAAGAUGAAGGAGCUCGGGAUGAGAUGAGGAACGAUGCUAGUUUUGAUGAAGGCGGUUUUCAUGGAAGUUGCAGGAUCCCAUCGCAGUCGCAGGACGGUUUAUUUUGUAUCUGCCCAAAGAUUCGACUCGUUUGAUGUGAACAGGGAAAUGAAGGCUGUCAGUCCAGGUAAAUGAAUUGAGAGAG